AUGUAUGCCACUGCAAAAGAAACAGCCAAGGAACUAAAUCUACCAUUCCGAGUAACUAAUGUGUAUGCACCGCAAAGAUUCAUGAGCAGCAGUUAUCUUAGCCUCAAACGCCUAGAAAUCAGUUAUGAAGCCUAUGUGGAAACAUUUCGAGAUCAUCGUGAUGAACAAGAGAUGCGCUACAAACUUUGCGGGGCUGAUUUCGUAUUUGAUUUGUGUGGUCUUUUAGAUCUUCUGUGGCCAAUUGUUAUCCUCAUGCUCAAAGCACAACUUCAGUGGUGUCCAGGUUGGAAAUUUCCAGCUUAUGUGAAAGCAGCCAUCGCCCAAAUAGAGCUAUUUUCUUCCGAGGUUCUGAAGCCGAACCCAAGCAAGAAAGCUAGUCCAAGGCUUAACAAGCAUGCCAAAGAUAUUCGUAGAAACAGAUUCAAGUCUGUUGAACUUGAACCAGGGUGGAUCAUCGUCGGACGGGAGGCAAAUGGUGACUUUAAAUGGAUCGCCAGAGAUAUAGAAGAUUGCCAGAAAGACCUUAAAGAGCUUGCAGACGGAAUCAAGAGAUAAUUACAAGAUCGGUUCAAGACAGGUUUUCUAUUACAGCUUGUAAUAUUAUAUAAUUUUAUAUUAAUGUCCUUCCGUUUUCAACAGUUCAUCUCAUCCAAUAUGAACUAAAUUUUCUGCAACCUUUUUGAUGUUAUAUGUAAAAAUCUAGUUAUCUACUGGCUGACCGACAGAAAUUAUACUAUAUGAUAUUCGUUUACGUUUGUGCCAAGAAUGUUUCAGACUUCCAGAAAAUCUCUUGAUACAAAUGUUGAAUUUAAUAUACAUUUAUUAUAUUAUUACAGGUUUUCCAAAGCUCAACGAAUCCCUCCACAAAUGUUUGGACUUUGGCAUACAGUUCGACGCACUUUGUGGUCAGCGUGCUACGCAGCAUGAAGUACCCGUUAAUAAGGCAACGUUUGCUGAACUUGGAGCCCAAGAGUUCAAGAAAUGUGUUGCAUUUGUGGCACUACUCCCGCACGUGAAAAAUAAGAAUCUGGCACUAUGUGAAGAGCUGAGUAGCUCAAUCUACUGGCGACUUAAAGAGAUGCUAAUCGAUGUUGUUUGGGGUGAAUCCUUCCUUUCUAUGUUUCCGAAGUUUUUCAAGGCAGCCUUACAGAAAUUCAUCUAA
Molecule: messenger RNA, 1162 nt
Organism: Paramuricea clavata
Lineage: Eukaryota; Metazoa; Cnidaria; Anthozoa; Malacalcyonacea; Plexauridae
Source: the annotation of a GenBank genome assembly